Xenopus laevis (African clawed frog) is the source of this 2992-nucleotide messenger RNA. It is a transcript of the gene tmem79.S, whose product is annotated as transmembrane protein 79 S homeolog. Lineage: Eukaryota; Metazoa; Chordata; Amphibia; Anura; Pipidae. Gene Ontology annotation, cellular component: lysosomal membrane; trans-Golgi network membrane. The transcript is spliced from 5 exons. The record is from RefSeq and is a predicted model, not a curated record. The coding region runs from base 360 to 1925 and encodes 521 amino acids. Gene Ontology annotation, biological process: regulated exocytosis.
GCAGGGUUCAUACGGGUGAAUAUGAAACCUUCAGCUUCACAAAUCAGCCCCUGAAUCAGCAGAGCUUGCAAUCUAACGUGGACACACUAGGAUCCAUUUUAAAAACUGUUUAUUCCUUCCUCUUGUCUGGUUCUCACUCUUGAAGCAAUGUAGCAGAAGUCCGAGCAGGUAAAUACACAGGACAGAGUGGGAGGUGGAAGCAGGUCAGUCCCACCAUGGACUCGGGCCCCCACUAGGGAGAUAUGAAGCCCCAGGAUCUGGUGCGAUGGGAAGAGGCAGAACAUGAGACAAUGAGUUCUCCUUCUCUACCUUCAGCUUAAACCAGACAAGGAAAAAUCGCAUUUGUCGACAGAAGUCCAAUGGUUGCUCCAGAAGCGCCUGAAAAGCAGAGAGAUGUGGACAAUGGAGUUGUAAGUGAAUCUGCGGAGUUACCAAAAGUGACGGCACAACCCAAUAUGAAUGUAGAUCAAGCGAGGCCUAUCAAAUCCAACAGGCCACUUGAUCAUGGAGAGGAUGUUGAUCGGAAGCCCACCCUUGAUCCACAGGACAGCCCAGAACGGAAGAAGUUAAAAAGUGUUGGGUUUUGUGAAGUAGACAUUUCUACAACCCUUCUCCAAAAUGGUGCUUCAGAAGACCAAAGUUGUGAUCGAUCAUUGGACAGUGGAAGUCUCAAUAAUGACAAAGACAUAGCCAUGGAUUUACCAGAGAGCAAAGAUCAAAGUUCUCCUAUUACCACAGGUCUGCCUUUACAAUGCCGAAAGCACAGUGUCCCAACUUGCCUGUGUAAAGAGUGUGUGGAGAACUAUUUGAACCUUAAUGAAAGUGUAGAAGAACCUCAUGUAGAGGAGGGUGGGGAAGAUGGUGGGGAUUUGCUGUGUGCAGACAGUUUGUCACUAGACUCCAACUUAGUUAAGAGCAGAAGUGGCUCUGAGAGGUCCCGGAGCUUAGUCUUAUUAGAGGAGGAUGACUAUGGCCCUAGAUAUGAAGAUGCACAAGUUACCCUGCCCUACCCUGAUUAUAGCAAACCACCAGACCACAUCACAAGAUUAAGCAAUGCCGGACUGUUUGAGCCCUGUGAAGAUCAAGCUGAGAAGAGAGAGGCAGAAGACCUAACCGGAGAGGAGGACUGCGAGUCUCAAAAGGUUAUCCCUGCCUUUUUUAUCCAACAUGAGAGGCAAGAAAGCUUUUCUGGAAGUAGCCACAAAAAAGUGCAGCUUGAAAUGUGUGAACAUUUGGACUCUGAUAAAAGAGAAGCAGAGGUGGAACCCCUACUCCGUUCUCAUCGUUCAAGAUCAGUAGAUGUGGAAUCCAUGCAAGGAGGGCCUCAAAUCUGCCAGUGUGAUAGAAACUAUCUCAAGGUCGUGGGCUCCUUCUUGCUCUCCCUUUUUGUGUUCCCAGCCUUCCUAUGUUUAUCUUACACAUUCCUGCCCUUUGAUGCCCCGCUGAUGCCAGAUAUCACCACCAGGCUUGUUUACACCUUACGGUGUGCGGCAUUUGCCUCAUUCCCCACCAUCCUUGGUGUAAUAAUCCAUGGGAUCUCGCGGCUCUGUGCCUCUUCCUUUGACCCCUUUAAACCCAAAGUGCGGGAGGUGACCAUUCACCAGCGGUUUGUCAAGCAGAGCACAUUCCUGUUUGUUUUGUAUUUCUUUAACUUGUGUGUGCUGGUGACUUACAUGCCUCAGAACUACCUGAAGCUCAUCCCUCUCCUCACCUGCCUCUUUGCACUAUCCCAGCUGAUCUACUGGCUGUCCUUUGCAGUUGGCCGAUCAUUCCGUGGAUUUGGCUACGGUCUUGCCUUCCUACCUUUGGUAUCCAUGCUGGCUUGUAACCUCUGCUUCAUGUUUCUUGUGGAUCCGGAGAGGAUGAUUUAUUUGGGUUUACCCCGUAAGGAGGAUUCAAAGUCAAAAGCAGACGCUUUGGGCUAAAGGCGUGGGGCCCUCAGAGGAAACUGAAACAAAGAAGAAAUGGAGCAGCCUCAGGUCACCACUCCAGUUUUUCAUUCCCCUUUAGGACAAACGUUUAGAAACAUAGGGAGGGUUCAGGUGCAUUGUGGAUGUUUCUUACUCCUCUCUUUCGGAACUAAUGUUACACGCUUGUUUUAAAUAUGUUUUCUGAUUGGUUGGUUAAUGAGCACGAGACCACAAAACACAACAGUGGUCACUGAACUAAGAUUAGAUGGAGCUUUUGGAGGUCCAUAAGGGUAAAAACACGGAGCUGCUACUUGUUGUGCAUACACAAUGCCUAAAAAUACCCAUGCCAUAGACAAGGAUGGCUUCUGCUAAAACACACGCAGUGUCUUAGCAAAGCCAAUUAUCACUAUUCUCUAAUUUGUAGCCGUGACAAGUAGCUGCUACCAGUAGCUCUGUGUGUCUUCACCCUUAAGGACCUAGGAAACGCAUAAUCCUCUGCCUAUUUACAUUAGCUUGAUUAAGUACCCCAGUCGUACUUACCCAGUACUGAGUUUCUGCUGUUGGGCUCCCCUUACUUUUAUAUUCAGGGAUGGGCAGUAUGAAGCAGUUACUAAGUACAGUGAACUCUUGAUCUGUGGAGCUGUUUUAUAUUACUUGCCCAUAGAUAUCAGUUACAAUGAGAAGCCUUUUCCAUCUCUCUCAUUUCUGAGUCCAAGUUUCUUGCCCUGACUGACGAUGGGAAAGAGAGCAGCACAAAAAAGAUUUAGAGCUCUGCACCAGGUUAGGUACCAGGGGGAAGUUCCAUUUGACAGCAAAGAGGCCUAUGUUUUAUCCCAAGAGGAAAUUCUUGAAUGGCAAAGAGUUUAAUUAUAGAACAGUAGUUUCUGUUAUAUCAUGAUAUAGGCAUGAUGAACAAUUUGGAGUUGUCGUACUACUUGCUCCGCAACUUCUUACGUUAAUUAUACAUAAGGUAUUUAUAGCAACUGUUUGUUGUUGACUAAACUGCCAUGUUGUGUUGAUAAAAGAUCGACAGUUCAAUAUUUAUAUUCAAAUAAACAAAAAAUUGGUGGUUUGAAUUUUGA